AUGUCUGUUGCUUGGGAGCGUUUGAUUCGAUUUGUCGCCACAGAUGGCCGCACAUUGCUCGGUGAGCCGGUGAUGCCAUCGCCAGACUUCGAUUUGGGAGAUACUACUGAGGAAACUCGUCUCCAAGCUAAAGUGAUCACCGGCUCCGAUAUUUAUGACACCACUGGUGAAACGAGAGUGACAGAUGAGAUUGUGACUGUAUCCAAGCUUCUUGGGCCUUUGACCCCUCAAGAUAUUCCUAUUCUGCGUUGCGUUGGACUGAACUACCUCACUCAUAUCCGCGAGACUGGCCGUUCUACUCCACCCACACCAUCUAUCUUCUUUAAGCCCAAUACGACAGUCACUGAUCACAACGUUAAUGUGAAGAUCCCUAAGAUCGCCCAAGAUGAGCAGGCCGAUUAUGAAGGAGAAUUAUGUCUUGUGAUUGGCAAAGAUGCUAAGGACGUUAGCGAGGCCGAUGCCCUGAACUAUGUAGCUGCCUAUACGGUCGGUAACGACGUUUCAUCCCGUAAACUACAGAUCGACCGUGCUAUUGCCGGUCCGGUUCCUCAGUGGGGAUUCUCCAAGGGAUUCGAUACAUUCGCACCCCUGGGCCCCUGUCUGGUCCGCAGGGAUCUGAUCAAGGACCCCAAUGAGCUGCACUUACAGACUAAGAUUGACGGAGAGCUUCGCCAGGAUGCUCUACUUUCGGAUUUGGUGUUUGGCUGUGCCGCUCUCGUCUCUUAUCUGUCCACGGGCACUACCCUGCAGAAGGGCAGUGUUAUCAUGACAGGUACUCCUGGAGGCGUUGGAAACGGCCUUAAGCCUCCUCAAUUUAUCAAGCCUGGUACUCAGAUGAACAUCAGUGUGUCGCAGAUCGGUACUUUGAAGAAUGGAGUUGAAUUUGUUUGA
This is a messenger RNA of Penicillium paradoxum, 891 nucleotides long. Its product is annotated as fumarylacetoacetate hydrolase family protein. Bases 1 to 891 code for a protein of 296 amino acids. The transcript is spliced from 4 exons. Gene Ontology annotation, molecular function: catalytic activity. NCBI's taxonomy places the organism in Eukaryota, Fungi, Ascomycota, Eurotiomycetes, Eurotiales, Aspergillaceae. The record is from RefSeq and is a predicted model, not a curated record.